Molecule: messenger RNA, 2885 nt
Organism: Saccostrea cuccullata (small rock oyster)
Lineage: Eukaryota; Metazoa; Mollusca; Bivalvia; Ostreida; Ostreidae
Product: serine/threonine-protein phosphatase 2A regulatory subunit B'' subunit gamma-like
Exons: 13
Coding region: 114-1478 (454 amino acids)
Biological process (GO): regulation of dephosphorylation; T cell homeostasis; positive regulation of B cell differentiation
Cellular component (GO): spindle; centrosome
Source: RefSeq, a predicted model, not a curated record
UGAGUUUCUAGGGAAUCGACCAAUGAAAUUGCAGGACAUGAAAUAAGAGAGGGAAUGGAAAAAAGGAAAGUUCUUGUGACUGCUGAAUUUAUGACAAUGCUAGCGAAAUUAAAAUGACUGUAACAGCUUUAGAAAGAAAGACUGAAAUGGAAUUAAAGAAAGCACUGAGAAAGUUUGUAGAGAAUCAGAAAAAAAAGAAAACAUCUGAUCCUGGCAAAGCUAAAGCAGAGGAAACUGCUCUGUUUACAAAGUACUACUCAGAAUGUAAGGGGAUUGAUAAGGGCUACAAAAACGAGCCAGUCCUGUAUGUAAAACUUCCAUCAGAAGAUGAACCACUAAUGCUGAAACUGAGAGAGGAGUCCAGGGCUGUAUUUUUACAAAGAAGGAGCAGAGAGCUGCUGGACAAUGAUGAAUUACAGAGACUGUGGUUUCUACUAGAUCAGCACCACACCCCUCCCAUUGUGGGGGAGGACCAGAUGAUUAAUUAUGAGGACUUUCUGAAAGUCGGGGAGGAAGCUGGUCCAAAGUGCAAACAGUUUUUCACUGCCUCUGUGUUCACCAAACUGCUACAGAUGGAUCCGUAUGGUAGGAUCUCCAUUAUGCAGUUCUUUAAUUAUGUGAUGAGAAAAGUUUGGCUUCACCAGACAAGGAUUGGUCUCUCUCUGUAUGAUGUGGCUGGGCAGGGCUACCUUAAGGAAUCUGAUCUAGAAAAUUACAUUUUAGAAUUGAUUCCAACACUUCCACAGUUGAAUGGACUGGAGAAAUCUUUCUACUCUUUCUAUGUGUGUACUGCUGUAAGAAAGUUUUUCUUUUUCCUGGACCCUAUGAGGACUGGUCGGAUCAAAAUCCAGGAUAUUCUGGCCUGCAGCUUUCUGGAUGAUUUAUUAGAGCUUAGAGAUGAAGACUUGUCUACAGAGAUGCAGCAGUCAAAUUGGUUCUCUGCCCCUUCUGCUCUAAGGGUGUAUGGCCAGUAUCUAAAUCUGGACAAAGAUCACAAUGGCAUGCUAAGCAAAGAAGAGUUGGCAAGAUAUGGCACAGGUACUCUGACUCAAGUGUUCCUAGAUCGUGUGUUUCAAGAAUGCCUGACGUAUGAAGGAGAAAUGGAUUAUAAGACUUACCUUGAUUUUGUCCUAGCCCUGGAGAAUCGACGAGAACCCCAGUCCCUCAGAUACUUGUUCAGAAUUCUUGAUGUCAAACAUGUGGGAUAUCUGAAUGUCUUUUCUUUAAACUAUUUCUUCAGAGCUAUACAAGAACAGAUGAAGAUCCAUGGCCAGGAACCAGUUUCUUUUCAUGAUGUAAAAGAUGAAAUAUUUGAUAUGGUGAAACCAAGGGAUCCUCUACAUAUUACUCUUCAAGAUCUCAUCAAUUGUGGUAAAGGUGACACAGUUGUGAGUAUACUUAUAGACUUGAAUGACUUCUGGACUUAUGAAAACAGAGAAUACCUAGUGCCGGAAUCUAGUGAGGAAUCAGAGAUUUAAUCAGUGUAUGAGGACUUACAGAGAGUCUGGAAAUAAUGUCCAGGUAGUGUACCCUGCCAUUGUGUCUACAGUCCCCCCAAGGAACCGUUUGACUUCUGCCAAGAUACUGAGACUGAAAUCCAUAAUUUGUUGUUUUUUUUUUAUGUUUUUACACAACAUUUUGCUGUCUCAUAUCUUUCAGUCAUUGAUGCCAUGUCUGAAAAAUGUUUUGAAAACUUUUGUUGUAAAUUUUUUUUACCCAAAAUGUUUCAUUCUGUGAUUAGAUAAUAUACAUGGAUGUAGUCAAGAUCACAUAUUUUUAUCUAUUUCAUCAUUCUCAGAGACAUUCCGUCCAAAUGCAUUAUCUGAUUUUAUGCUUUUUGAUGCACCAUCACAGUCAUUAGUACUAUAUUACAUUAUGGAAGUUACAUUCUUGUCCCAUUGAGGGCAUGUAGAAUAUCUUUCUAUGAAGUCUGUAACAGAUCAUAAACAAAAUGUUGAUGAUUAAAUAUUCUUGCAGUUUGAAUUCUUUGACAUCUAGGUAUUUUUUCGAUACAUGUAUUUCAAACAUGUAAAGAGUUGUAGUAAUUGGAAAUAUCCAGAUAGCAGUAUUAUCUCAUUCCAUUCCAUAUAAAAUCAUAUUCAUACUCUUUAUAUAAAUGCAUGUAUGCCAAAUAUAUCAUGCCAAGAAAUCAAAAGCACUUAUCAUCAUCUGGUAGUAUUUUUUGAUAGAAAUAAUUUUAGCACAUCAUAUUAAUGACUGUAAUUGCAUUAUACAUUAAUAGAUAAAAUAAGAAUUCUAGAGUGACACAGAGCAGUGAUAAGCUGAAAAAUGAAUGAUAACUGUUACUUUUACUUUCUUAUACUAAAUUGACUCUGUAAAUUCAGCAUUUGAUCACUAUAUGUAUAUUUUAUCCAAGUUGGGAGAAAUCUAAGCUGUAGUCUGUAAAUUGAAUCUGUUGUGAUGUUUUGAUGUGUUAUAACUUUUAAACCAAAUAACGCUGCUUAAAUGUUACAUUUCCAUUUCCCUUUCCUCUCUCUUAUAUACUGGUACUUGUACUUGCCUUCGAGUCCGACUGCAGAGUAGCUUGAAUUUUUAACUCACCUGAGCUGAUGGAAUCAUUUAUAGAAAAAGCUAGAUGUUUACGGCUGUUUUGAAAAUAAUUCAAGUUUUUGGCAGGCUUUCAUCCUUUGCAUAAUGAUAAGCAUUAUUUCACCACAUAUUCUGAUGUGCAAUGGUGCCUGCAUUUUUCACGAUUUUUUGUUAUACAUGUGCAAUUUUAAGAAUAUCUGGUAUUGGUUCUAACACUGCCAUAUCAUUAGAAAUUACACUGUGUAUGGUGUCUUGUUGAUGUAGUCAAUGUCUUAACAGAUAUACAUUUAGAACAUUGUCUUGUUAAUGUGAAUAAAUUGCAUGGUAUAAGGAUA